Hibiscus syriacus is the source of this 1005-nucleotide messenger RNA. RefSeq lists its product as uncharacterized. The transcript is spliced from 2 exons. The record is from RefSeq and is a predicted model, not a curated record. The coding region runs from base 78 to 998 and encodes 306 amino acids. NCBI's taxonomy places the organism in Eukaryota, Viridiplantae, Streptophyta, Magnoliopsida, Malvales, Malvaceae. Gene Ontology annotation, molecular function: RNA-DNA hybrid ribonuclease activity; nucleic acid binding.
CUUAUGUUAGAGAAAGAAUCAAAGAAAGGCAAAACAAAACAAAAAAGGGUUUGUUCUGAGAGUUGAGAGAUCAGAAGAUGGGUUUGAGGAGGAAGAAAGAAGGCAUGGUGAAGGAGUUAUCAUGGUGGGACUGUGAGCCUUUCAUGCACCAUCUUCUCCUCCUCAUUUCUCUCAAGCUUUUCAAGAUGUUGGUGUUCUUAAUAGGACUUCAAAUAAAAAUCUGGAAAACGAUGUGGGACGUCCUUGUGCCUGCCAAACUCACAACAUUCGGAUGGAGAUUAUGCCAAGCCAUUCUAUGUGAGAUUUUCGCAAAUGGAGCCCACUGGUUCGAGUUGGCGAUUCAGCACAUAACCAACGAAGAUUUCAAAUGGCUACUUACCCUCCUAUGGGCACUAUGGAAUUUUAGAAACGGCAACUUGGUGCACGAAAAAGGUCCAAGCAAGAAGAAAAACUCGGAUUUCGACUUCGAAAGACCGAAACGAAUCGUUUUCGCGAGAAGGAUUCGAUGGAAUCCGCCACCACUGGGUGUAUAUAAAGUUAAUUUCGACGGACUCUUUGAUGACCACGGAAAGAAAGGAGGCAUAGGCAUUAUAGUCAGGGACAAUGAAGGCUUCGUGUGGGGAGGUGCGGCCAUCAAAAUAGAUGUGGUAACAGAGGCCAGCACUUGCAAAGCUACGGCGGCGCUCAAGGCAUUGGAGGUGGCGCGUGAAAUGGGGUACCGGCGGGUUAUAUUAGAGAGUGAUUGUGUUGGGAUUUUAAGCAAUUUCUUGACUAAGGACGUUGACCAUGGAUCUCAGUUAAGUUGUAUAGUCUAUGAAGGGAAAAGUGUGAUGGGGACAAUUGAAGAAUGCUAUUUUCACCACAUCGAAAGGGAAGGGAAUCAAGUGGCUAAUUUAAUUGCUAAAUAUAGUUUAGUAAACGAGGAUGAUUUGUUUUGGAAGCUUGAUUAUCCUAAUUUUAUCCAUCAAGCUAUUAUGUCUGAUGCUAUUAAUGUAUAAUUAUGUA